This is a messenger RNA of Aspergillus tanneri, 708 nucleotides long. RefSeq lists its product as uncharacterized. NCBI's taxonomy places the organism in Eukaryota, Fungi, Ascomycota, Eurotiomycetes, Eurotiales, Aspergillaceae. Bases 1 to 708 code for a protein of 235 amino acids. The record is from RefSeq and is a predicted model, not a curated record. The transcript has 3 exons.
AUGAAGCUUGUGAUCGGUGGCUCGACUGGCUUUGUGGCCACAGAGCUUAUCUGCCAAGCUCUCGAGAACCCAGCUAUUACCUCUAUCAUCGCCCUUGGCCGGCGUGAGACCCCAGCGCCGCUAGUGGCAGGGCCUGCCGCUGCAAAGCUGAAGUCAGUCAUCUGUGACAACUUUGAGACCUAUUCCGAUAGCGUUAAAAAGGAGCUAGAGAAUACAGAUGCCUGCAUCUGGACUAUCGCUGUGACACCGGUAAAGCUCAAAACUGUCCCGUUUGAGGAGACGUGCAAGAUUUCCCGCGACUACGCUACCACGGCCAUCCAGACUCUCGAUACCCUCCGCUAUAAGCAGGAUGGACCGCUGCGCUUCAUCUAUAUAAGCGGCCAUUUUGCCCCCCGCAGCCCCGCUGAGGUGCCAAAGGAACUGCAAGACCACGGCCUCAUUAACUACGGCCUAAUGCGAGGUGAGGCAGAGACACUAAUCCUCGCAUAUGGCAAGCAAUCAAAAGGCGCCGUCCAGUCCUGUGUCGUCAAGCCUGGGUUUAUCGACUCCCCGAAUAGGGAAAGGCGGGAGAUCCCGGGCCUCCCGCAUAUCGACUUGCAGAAUAUCGCGGCAGCUCUGCUGGACCAGGUCGUCAACGGGUUCGAGAAGGACACCCUGAACAAUGCUGACUUAAUUUGCAUUGGACGGAAGGCUUUAACUGGGGAGUAG